This is a messenger RNA of Maylandia zebra (zebra mbuna), 2051 nucleotides long. The record is from RefSeq and is a predicted model, not a curated record. Lineage: Eukaryota; Metazoa; Chordata; Actinopteri; Cichliformes; Cichlidae.
AUCAUCUGAUUAGAAACACGUUUAAAAGUAAAGCAUUAAGAAGUUUCUGCAUGAAGCGGCUGUGCUGACAUCGAUGGAUCAACGCUGAUCCGGUGACUCUAACACGUUAAAAGGAUUAUUUUGAUCGAUCCGGAUCGAUGGAGGUGCCUCAGCAGCGAACAAGCAGCUAUGGUCAUAUUCCCCCCAACAUGUCUGAGCUGAGGGUUGUCCUGCUGGGGAACAGCUGGUCUCAGAGGAGAGUCGUGGGGAACUUCAUACUGGGAGGGGCCGUGUUCAGCACUGAGGAACCAGACUGCUGUGUGAGGGUCAGCGGGCGGUGCAGGUGGAAAGAAAUCGUACUGAUCAACACUCCAGAUCUGCUGCAUCCAAACAUCUCUGAGGACAAACUGACAGAGUUGAUAGAAACCUGUGUGAGGCUCUCUGAUCCUGGACCUCAUGUGUUCCUGCUGGUUCUACAGCCUGAAGACUUCACUGAGGAGCAAAGACUGAGGCUGCAAACAGUCCUGCGAGACUUUGGUGAUCAGUCAUUUGAACACUCGCUGGUCCUGAUAUCAACACCUACAGAGGAACAAUUAGCUUCCAGUGAAAGUUAUAUGGAAGAUCCCCCAUUAAAGGACAUGAUGAAAAUGUGUAGAUUCAGAUAUGUGAAGCAGAAGAACCUUGAACCUCUGGAACUGUGGACACGUUUAGGUCAGAUUGUGAAAGAAAACAAUGGAGAACAUGUGAGCUGUGAUUUAUCUGAAACUGGAGCAGAUGGUUUUCAUCAAACCCUGAAACAUCAGCUGUCAGUGCCUGCAAACAUGGAUCCUGCUCGAGCUGCUGCUCGUGGACUCAGGAUUGUGCUGUUUGGGAAAAACGAGGAAGAAAAGACGACACUUGGAAACUUCAUCACAAAGAAAAAUUCUUUUCAGUUCAGAAAUAUUUCUCCAGCUAAACACUGUGAAGAUGCUGGUGGAGUGUGGAAAGAAAAACCAGUAACAGUGGUGAAAACUCCCGACAUGUUCAGUCUGUCUGUGCAGGGAGUGAGAGAGGAGAUGAAGAGCUGUGUGAGUCUCUGUCCUCCUGGACCAAAUGUUCUGCUGCUGUUGGUCAAACCUUCUGAUUUCACUGAGGAGAACAGAAAAACUCUGAAGUUCAUCCUGAGUUUGUUUGGAGAAGAUUCCUUUAAACACUCGAUGAUCAUCAGCACGUACAGACAUCAGUGGAAAGAAACAAGCGCCUCUGUGAACAAGCUCCUUCAGGACUGUGAUGGAAGACACUACAACAUGUUUACCAAUGAGCACAAAGUGUUAAUGGAGAAGAUUGAAGACAUGCUGCAAGAAAACAAAGAAAGCUUCCUCAUCCUCACUGCAGAGAAGACAAAGCAAGAAAAACAAGAGGACUGGGAGAGGAAAGAAAAAGAGUGGCAGGAAAAUCAGUCCAGGGAAAUUGAAAGAAUACGUCAGGAGGAGGAAGAAAAGCAGAAAAAGCUCCAAGAAGAGUUUAAGCAGGAAAGAGAAAAAUAUGAAAUAACAAGAAAAGAAAAUCAAAUCAGACGAGAGCUGGAAGAAAAAGAACAGAAUGAAUUAGAGGACAAUUACAAGAGAAAAAUGGAGGACAUGAGGAAGAAAUAUGAAGAGGAGGCCAGAAAACAAACAGAAGAAUUUAAUAAUUUUACAAUUAAAUAUACGACAGACCUUGAAGCUCUAAAUUCAAAACUUGUGCAACAGCAUGAAGAAGAAAUGCAGCAGAAAGAGGAAGCACACAGAAAAGAGUUUAACCUGUUACAGAAAAGCUGGAACCAGAAAGAAAAGGAACUAAAAGAAGACCUGAUGAGAACACAAACACAACUGCAACAAGAAAUUAAUGAAAAUAAAAAACAGAUAGCAGCCAUAGAUACAGUGGUGAAGAAGAGCAUGAGGGAGGAAGUUUCCAGUGAGGAAACAUCGGUUUCACUGCCAGUUCCUCGUGUCAAACGUUGUGCACGUGAACUCAGGAUAAUGCUGUUUGGAAAAAGUAAUGACAAGAAAUCAGCCCUGGAAAAGCUCCUCGUUGGGAAAAAAAGAGUCUGA